AAUGUUUGUUAAAUUAUCGCAGUUGUAUAUGAUUGGUACGAAAUCGAAGGGUAGUUGAGAGGAACGGCAAUGGCGAAACCUUCUUCACCAGCAGCUUCUUCGUUGAUCUUAGAGUCGCCGACGAUUCAGAUAAAGAAUAUGUCUGAAGAAGAUUUGCACAAAACUAUACAAAUGCUCAAUGGAUUGAGAGGCUUCGUCCAAAUUCCGGUCGAUUGCAACACCGAGGGCUUCUAUUCCGACAUCAGUCGCAGUCAUCUCCGGCAGCUCAGCCUUGAACGAGGCCGUAUCACCUACCUCCUCAUCGUCAAACCUGUUGUCUCCAACAUCUAUGGCUUUUUACAUGGAGGAUUUGUUGCUGCGGCUGCUGAGUUCUCAUCAAUUGCUUGUGCUAGAACUGUUGUGGGAGAGAAUAAGGCAUUAUUUCUUGGGGAACUGAGCAUUUCUUAUCUCUCAGGCGCUCCACAAAAUGCAGAGGUUGUGGUAGCUGCUUCUGUUUUAAGGAGUGGAAAAAGUUUGACCAUAAUUUCCAUAGAGUUUAGACUUCAAAAGACAGGAAAGUUGGUCUACACAGCUCGCUCUACACUCUAUAGCAUGCCAAUGCCGAAGUUAUAAAAUGAAAAUUUCCAGGUGCCUAAACAUCUCCAACUUUCUGUACUUUAAUGUUCUGUGUUUUUAUUCUGUUUGAACGAACAUGUCAAAUAUAUGUACUUGUGUAAUGUUGAAAAGAGUAGGCAAAUAUAUUGAUUAGAUGCUUGAUUAUCCUUGUAUACUAUUUAUAAUUUAGACAAAAUACUGUUGUUCCAUGCUAUAUUUAUAAAUUACAUCAAAUAGAUGCCAUCUUAGUUG
Molecule: messenger RNA, 846 nt
Organism: Cucurbita maxima (winter squash)
Lineage: Eukaryota; Viridiplantae; Streptophyta; Magnoliopsida; Cucurbitales; Cucurbitaceae
Product: acyl-coenzyme A thioesterase 13-like
Exons: 3
Coding region: 70-612 (180 amino acids)
Molecular function (GO): fatty acyl-CoA hydrolase activity
Source: RefSeq, a predicted model, not a curated record